Molecule: messenger RNA, 729 nt
Organism: Serpula lacrymans var. lacrymans S7.9
Lineage: Eukaryota; Fungi; Basidiomycota; Agaricomycetes; Boletales; Serpulaceae
Exons: 5
Coding region: 1-729 (242 amino acids)
Source: RefSeq, a predicted model, not a curated record
AUGUCGACCUGCCAAAGGAUUCGUGAUGCCCAGAAUUUGGAGGAAGCGCGUGAUAUCGUCAGAGAUGCAAUGACGCCGAGCCUUAUCACAUGCCCUGUUGAUACUUGGUUUGGACGGAAAUGCCUGGGAGAGUCGGGAUGGACGCAAAUCAAAGCCAAAGAGGAGACCGAAAACGAGGCGUUCGCGGUUAUUCAAUCUAUUGCUGAAGACAUUAGACAAGCGGUAAAGCAACUCAAACCAGAUGCUAAGCUGACCACUGUGAUUAGGAACGAUCCAAACCAGAGGUUUAUCAAAAUUGCGUUUCCGAGCGAUUGUAUUGCCGAAAAACCACCCAUAUUAUACAAUGAGACUUUCAAUGAUAUACGGAUGGAUAUCUCUGAUGUAGCUAUGAUCGUCGAAGUGAAAUUGAAUGGCACAGACGGUAAGGAGAGGUACAAUAACGAAUAUAAAUUAUUAACAUGUGAUGGUGCAACGGAGUUGUUGUUCAACCCUGUCGCCGCUUUUUCUUCUGUUCUGACCGGUCACCCAAUAUGGGAUAAGAAGGUAUUUAGGGAGGACGCAUAUCAGAAGUUUUCAGACGUGCUGACUGAAGUCCGGACGAAACUACCCAAUCCCUUGAAAGUUCACCGAGUCGAUACCAGUCGCAAGAAACGUCCACGUACGGUGACAGUUAAGCAGCCCAGUCCGACAUUGAAGAAGUCGAAGGGCAGUGCUCAAGGCAAUCAAUAG